AUGUCCGCGAUGUGCUCGACGGCUGUGUCCAGUCCGGAGACCGAGUUUUUGAAGCUGGAUGCGGUGCCCGACAUCACCAUCGGUGGCUGUGAUGGCGCCCCCAGGACUGUGAGGCUCGUAAAGAAAGAACUAGCUCCACGGGAGUUCAGAGACAACUUUUUCGUUGGUAUGUUGAGUCAUCAUAAUUCCGCUACAUUUUUCUCAAGAUAUUUCGCUUCACACGAUCAAGCUUUGGAGACCGUUAACGAGAUGCUACGUGUGGCGAAAAAGUGGGUUAUCAUUGCUGAUGUGUGUUGCGAGAAGUAUAGGCAUCUUAUCGAAGGAGCUGUACGCACCAUGGACUGGACCAAGAAUCUCCCUCAAUAUCGUACAUACGAGAAGACUUGGUGGGAUCAGUUUGACGACCAGGGUCAUCUCGUCUCUAUCCGCCAUGUUAGAGUGAAGGAGUGA
Perkinsus marinus ATCC 50983 is the source of this 450-nucleotide messenger RNA. RefSeq lists its product as hypothetical. The transcript has 4 exons. Bases 1 to 450 code for a protein of 149 amino acids. The record is from RefSeq and is a predicted model, not a curated record. Lineage: Eukaryota; Perkinsozoa; Perkinsida; Perkinsidae.